This is a messenger RNA of Pedinophyceae sp. YPF-701, 615 nucleotides long. The record is from the annotation of a GenBank genome assembly. NCBI's taxonomy places the organism in Eukaryota, Viridiplantae, Chlorophyta, Pedinophyceae.
AUGGGCGCCGGCGAAUCGAAGGCGUGCGCAGCCGCGGCGGACCGCAUCCCAGGCUCCGUCGACGCCCCGGACCUGUUCGAGGAGCGGAAACACGCGGGCAAGCAGCGGAUGACGUACUUCCAGGAGUUCUUCCCUGACACAGGGCGCGUCGUCAUGUACUGCGAGUCAGACGCGCGCGGGUGGGGGCAGAACAUGGGCCCGUGGGGCGAGGGCACCCGCAGCGACCGCGGCACCACGAUAUUCACCGUCAGAGGGAGCGACUCGGUGCUGUACGAGCGCAAGUCGGUGGGUCUUGGUGUGGAGGAGCUCUUCUCCUAUAUUUCCGGGGUGACGUUCACGAUUCGCGCGGACAAGGCGGGCUACAUCAUGGUGUCGCGCUCGGACCGCGCGGGCGACGUGGCGUACAUGCAGGCGAGCGGCGGGGGGCUCGGGCUGUUCCAGCGCGUCGACGGCGGCGCCAAGAUGAUCGCCGGCACGGGCGGCAAGGUGCCCGCGCCGGUGGGGCACAAGCGGCGGAAGAUGGUCAUUCCGGCCGGCUGCGACGUGGUGCUCGUGUGCGUGCUGCUGUGCACCGGGCAGGAGAUGCUGCACUUGCUCGAAGGUCAGGGGGGCUGA